CUGUAUUUGCUGAAAGCUGGCAGUGACAAGAACAGGAUCUGCAUGUACAACAACAGUCCAUAAUGGUUGAAGAAAGCAGCAAUGAAGAGGUUGUACUGAUAGAUCUUUUUGACUCAGGGUGUCACAUAGACCUCGACAAACAAAAAGUUAUUACCCACAUUUGGGGAAUCAUCAAAAGACGAUAUAACACAAAUGUUCCAUUUACCUUUUUUAUGUGCUACCAGGACCCUGCUUGUAAGGACGGUAGUGCAGAUGUAUUAUCUGACUUCACAGAGGCACAGUUUAAUAAUCUGGAAAAUGGAUACACGGUGGUAAGGGACUCCAACAUGGCUGCAAUACUUUACUCCAUCAAGCAAGAAAUCGAUAAACUGGACAUAACUAGGAUUCUUGUCAUCCUGCCGCAGGAAAGAAGGAUACACAUGGAUAUUUAUUUAGAAAAUUUGUUUACUCCUGCCUAUAACUUCAUGAUAGAGUGUUAUGGAAAGUACUGUCAGGUGGAUAGCAUUACAUUCCCAUGCAAUGCCAAACAAAUAAGCAAUGGUAUUUCCGAUGAAGAAUAUCAAGUGGUUGCAAGGAAGAACAUACAGACAUAUUUUCAAAGCUUGCCUGCUCUGAAAGGUGAUCUGGUAAUUCUAAAAUCACAACUUAUUCCAGAAGAGACCUUUCUGCAUGGCUUUACAACAAGAAGUGGUGGUAUAACCUGCAUUCCAACUCUUAGUAGUUUAAAUCUUUUCUGCAGUCCCAAAAGGAAAGAUCCAACAGCGGUUGUUGAAGAGAACUUUUGCCGCCUGGGAAAAACUGCAGGAUUUGAUCCUCAGACUUAUGUUCCAAUAAAGGUAGACCAUGCGGAGAUUGUUAAAAUACUAGGAAAAACAGACCCGCAAAGAUAUGAUGGAAUAGUCACCAAUCAGAAAGGAGUGACAAUUGCAGCCCCUGGUGCGGACUGUAUUCCAAUCCUGUUCUGUGAUCCAGUGAAAAAAGCUUGUGGAGCAGCCCACUCAGGCUGGAAAGGGACUUUGCUUGGAGUUUCAAUGGCCACAGUAAACGCCAUGGUAACAGAGUACCAGUGUGAUGUGAAGGAUAUACGGGUUGUUCUGGGACCAUCAGUGGGUCCAUGCUGCUUUACCCUAACUCAAGAAGAAGCCAGAGCUUUCCAUGACAUAGACCCGCUGUGUGUCUUGCAGAUGGAAUCCCCAAAACCAUAUGUUGAUAUCAGAAGAGCUACUCGUCUUCUCCUGGAACGUGGUGGCAUUCUGCCUCAGAAUAUUCAAGAUGACACUAUUGCAGACAAGAGCCUAAAUGUUACACUCUGCACCUCUUGCCACCCUGAAAAGUUUUUCUCUCAUGUUCGAGAUGGUGAACAUUUUGGAACACAAAUCUGCUUCAUAGCCAUUAAAGACUAAUCAAAAAUGACUCAUUGAUCUACUCAGGAAUAUGAAGAAUGGACUUAAUUUGAGACUAUUUAAUGUAUUAUGGCUUUCACCUAAAUGCAAGAUAUUUUUUA
Molecule: messenger RNA, 1504 nt
Organism: Nanorana parkeri
Lineage: Eukaryota; Metazoa; Chordata; Amphibia; Anura; Dicroglossidae
Gene: LACC1
Product: laccase domain containing 1
Exons: 6
Coding region: 63-1403 (446 amino acids)
Molecular function (GO): copper ion binding
Source: RefSeq, a predicted model, not a curated record